GGUAACCUGCCUGAUCAGCUAUAACGGAUGCCUUCCAAAUUUGACGAUAAGGGUGCCACCGCUACAGCAACACAAGAUGCGUGUCGAUGCCAGAGGACAACUACCCGAUCCGUCCUCGACAGUCCACGACAAGGGUCCUUUCAUCCUUGCCAUUGCCGUCACGCUGGUCUCACUCGCGCUAUUGACCUUCUCGCUCAGAAUCUACACACGUGGAAGACUCCUUCGCUCCUUCGGCAUCGAUGACUACAUGGCCGCAAUAGCUGCGUCAUGCCUACUCGGAGCUCUAAUCACAAUUGCCUGCCUCGUCAAUCUAGGUUUCGGGAAGCAGUCAUGGAGUGAGACCUCAGACAACAAUCCAUUUGAAUUCAGCCCUUUGAUUUGGUCAUAUUCUUUACUCAUCAUCAUCGCCAUUGGCCUCGUGAAGCUCUCGGUUGCUUUCUUCAUAUUGCGCAUAUUCGAACGAAGAUACUGUCGCCAUUUUCUUUACGUUAUCAUUUGCCUUUUGGUUGCCCUGACGCCCGUAUGGUUUGGAUCGACACUCUUACAAUGUAUACCAGUUGCCGCAACAUGGAACACCUCGACUCGGUCUGGGGCUCGGUGCAUGUCACGAUCGGCGUACAUGACAUUGAGCCUGGUGAACAACUCGCUCAAUGCGGGCACCGACUUGCUGCUAGUCAUUCUUGUGCUCCCCAUAGCCUGCAGCCCUUCACUAGGUCUCACAAACCGAGUGUUCAUCAUUUUGGUGCUCUCUCUAGGGCUUAUCGCUUGCGCAGCAGCCAUCGAACAAAUGAGACUAGUCUUCAAUAUCUGGAAGACCAAUGAAACAGACAACAUGCACGACAUGGCCUUCGUUGUUUGGAGCAUUGUCGAGUUAGCUACCGCCCUCUUAGCUGCGUCUCUUCCCACACUGAAGCCUCUUGGAAAAAGUCUACUCGAGUCAUUCCGUAAGCGGCAAAAUCGCACCUCUAACCCCAUCCCGAGCACAUCCAUACCUCACUCAAAUUAUUCCUCCUACCACUCCAGGUACUCAAGCCGAACUGUCAUCUACCGCCCGAACACUGCCUACCUCCCUAGCCUGAGUCGCUUCCAUGACGACGUAUCGAAUCUCGACUUCGACAUUGAGACACGUACCACACGAACGCGAACACAAACUAUGCGAACCCGCACGACACACAGUAGGAACGUGAGUGACUGGAGUCAAUUCUCAGGUUUCACGUAUUACACAACCGCGACAGAACCUCCGGACCUAGAGCAUAUGACAACACGCUCCGCUGGAGCCAGUGUGACUGAGUUGGAGGAUAUUGUGAAGGCACUUGGACUCGGGAGAGACGUUGGGCGUGAGCCAGAUGUCCUACCUGCGAUCACGGCGAUGGACAGUACGUUGCCCCAUGAGAGGGGUGAUGGUGUAGAGUUAGUGGACAUGGAGAGAGACAUUGGAGAUGAUGAGAUUCGUUCGAGCGAUGGAGGCUAUGGCCAAGAGGAAAGGAGCAUGACUGGUAUAGAUCUCCCCAACGCUCGUGCUGUUUGAAUAAUUGUGGUGACUGCUAGAACGAACUUUUAACCAUUAGAGGUGGCAUGCUCUAUGAUAGAUGAAUUAAGGGUAUAUCAUUUUCUAUAUAAUACUCGUUCCAGAUACCCGACUGGUGGCGUAUCUGGAUAUGUGGGUGUGCUCACCUCUGUAUAUUUUCAAGUCUCACGACUCAAAUUCAAAGUUUCAUG
Molecule: messenger RNA, 1719 nt
Organism: Cucurbitaria berberidis CBS 394.84
Lineage: Eukaryota; Fungi; Ascomycota; Dothideomycetes; Pleosporales; Cucurbitariaceae
Exons: 7
Coding region: 77-1528 (483 amino acids)
Source: RefSeq, a predicted model, not a curated record